Messenger RNA from Seminavis robusta, 1558 nucleotides. NCBI's taxonomy places the organism in Eukaryota, Bacillariophyta, Bacillariophyceae, Naviculales, Naviculaceae. The record is from the annotation of a GenBank genome assembly.
CCGCUUCUUACUUUACGCUCGCAGACUUGAACAGACUUCAUCAUGCACGACUGUUGAAAAAAGAGGAAUCGGUUGGUGUUCGCAGACCCAAAGUUGCACAGAGGACACUCAAACUUUGGUUGGGACUGGUGACGAUGAAGACACCCCCUGUUGUUGUACGGAAGACAUCAAGCCCAACAAACAACAAGGCAUCACGAUCCAAAAUCCAUAUCCAAGGCUUCUUCCACAAGUGGUGGAGGCCAUCUCAGUAAAUUGAUAGUCCCAGGGACGGCUCAUUUAUUUGUCGCUGAUCUUCUGAACAAGCAACGGGCAACAUGGCUACGAUGAUGGAAUCCUUAUUCAGUGAUGUCAACAGCACCUUGGCGAACACCGGCCUCCACGCCAACAUCAAGAUGGUUUGGUACCCGGUGGAUGAGGCUGGAGAGUGUCUUCGUGUUGGACAGAAAGCGAGUGCACCAUAUGAAGAGCUUUCAUGCCUUUAUCCAACUUAUGGAAUGACAUACUUUGAAUGGGAAAAGAGAGGCAUGACAGAGCUUCAUGAACAGAUUUGGGAUUUCAUGAGACACAAUCCUUGGGUGCCUUACGUUACAUGUGUCCUCUAUGGGCUGGCUAUUGUUUUGGGGCAGAAAUACUUUGCCAACAGACCUCCCUUGAACUGGCGGAAAGCUUUGGCAGCUUGGAACCUGGGAUUGGCAAUUUUCUCCUUUGCGGGAUUUACCCGAACUGCCCCGCAGCUGGCCCACAAUCUUUAUCACUAUGGUUGGGAAAACACCCUUGACUCUUACCCUUUAAGCGCUGUAGGGCAAGGAAGCAGCUGCCUCUGGGUCUUUGCCUUUAUUCUCAGCAAGUUUGUGGAACUCAUUGAUACCAUGUUCAUUGUGGUCCACAAGAAGAAGCUGCUUUUCUUGCAUUGGUACCACCACAUUACAGUCCUUCUGUUCUGCUGGCACAGCUGGGUCACAUACCAACCAAUGGGUCUUAUCUUUUGCGUUGUCAACUAUGGUGUUCACAGCAUCAUGUAUUUUUACUACUACUUGAUGGCCGUCAAGAGAAAACCCAAGUGGUUCAAUCCCCAGAUCAUCACUGUGGUACAGAUUUUGCAAAUGGUUGUGGGUGUCAGGGUGUGCACACAAUCUUGGCACCUGGCCAAACACCGUGGAUCAUUUGUAGACAAGAGGGUUAUCGUUGCCGGUUUGGUCAUGUAUGCCAGCUAUCUUGCCCUUUUCAUGCAAUUCUUUGUUAACCGAUACCUCGUUGGCAAGAAAGUGAAGAGCUCCUAGUCGAACUGAAGACUGAUAAUGCCAAAUCAAUCAUCAAAGCCUCCAUGGAAUGAUGAACUCAACAAUCAUCUCAUAGGAUCCGUGCUCACGUCAUCAUUGUUUGUGAUGCAUGUCGAUGGGGCUAGCUGUACAACGAAAACUUUGUCGUUUGGAAAGAGCGGAGAAAAGGAACAGUUUGUAUCUGUAGUCAUCAAACGUGAGAAUAAAUCUGCAUAAGAAUACAUUUCCGUACAUGUAAGAACCUAAUUCGCUGUUGGCUGGCUGCUGAGUGAAGGGCG